GCGGCAGUGACAUCGAGCCAUGGCUAAGGACGGGUCAGAGCACAGCGGGGGGCACAGUAGCGACUGGUUCACUCACGAUGGACUGGAGCUGGGCGAGCUGGAAUCAGUAACAAGCUCUUCACUAAAGCAUGUCCUGAACUCCGUCGCCGCUGUGGGCCAGGAACACAGAAUGCCGCUGCAGUACAAAGCUCGGGUGCAGAAAGCAGGAAACAACAAUUUCCCAUUCUCUUCUCAUGACAACAGACAUGACAUAUGCAAUGCAGUCGAGUAUUUUGACCUGGGCAUGGGCGUGAGGAAGUUGGAUCCAGAGAAGCAGAGACAGAACUCCCAUAACUUCUUCGAGUGGUCUCGUGCGCCGGGACGGAGCAGCCGCGAGGGCUUCGUCACCGUGUACCAGAGCACGUUUGUGUCGGGUCAGAGCCCCGAAAAUGACAAGCAGUGUCACAGACGCUACCCCAAACACCACUGCCAGAGCCACAGCGACCAGGAACAACGCUCCAGCACACCUGCUACUGAGGAUGAGACAGCCCUGAAGCCAUCCCAGACACCCGAGACACCCGAGACAUCCGAGACAUCUUCACCAGCAAACACCUCUGGAACACCCACCGAGCAAGUGUGAACUGUUCACUAGUCAAACCAAUGGUGGAGGAAUAAACAUUGAGUGAAACGCACCUGGCAGUACCUUGAGAGUUCAUUACCUUGCAUUGCUCUGAAUACAUACAUUUCUAGAAAAGCUUUAAAGAGGAGCACCACCAUCCCUGGGCAGCCAUUCCAGAACUUUAUCACCCUUUCUGUAAAACAUUUUUUUCCUAAUAUCCAACCUAAAUUUCCCUUGGUGCAGCUUGAGGCUGUGUCCUCUGGUUCUGUCAGUGCUGCCUGGAGAAAGAGCCCAAGCCCACCUGAGCACAGGCACCUUUCAGGAGCUGUAGAGAGUGAUGAGGGCACCCCUGAAUCUCUUUUUUUCCAGGCUGAGCAUCCCCAGCUCCCUCC
Molecule: messenger RNA, 990 nt
Organism: Melospiza georgiana
Lineage: Eukaryota; Metazoa; Chordata; Aves; Passeriformes; Passerellidae
Gene: TEX36
Product: testis expressed 36
Exons: 4
Coding region: 20-619 (199 amino acids)
Source: RefSeq, a predicted model, not a curated record